This is a messenger RNA of Hemibagrus wyckioides, 2887 nucleotides long. Its product is annotated as NXPE family member 3-like. Bases 452 to 2137 code for a protein of 561 amino acids. The transcript has 7 exons. The record is from RefSeq and is a predicted model, not a curated record. NCBI's taxonomy places the organism in Eukaryota, Metazoa, Chordata, Actinopteri, Siluriformes, Bagridae.
CUGAAAAAAGUUGAAAAGUCCUCAUAAAGACUAAAGAACAAAUUGAUAUGGUCCAUCCUCCCACUGUGUCAGCUUGCACGUCUGUCACGGCGCACACUUCCGGGUUCCCGACUUUGCAGUGCGCAUUUCCGGGUUCUCCACCCUUUGGCGCUAUAUAAACAUGCUGUCAGCGUGCCUUCUUUGCCAGAUGAUCUCUCUGGUUUGCUGUCGAGUCAUCCCGCCCUUAGCCUCUGCUGGACUUCUUUUGUUGUCGCUUCUCGGCUGGAUUUCGGACAUUGUCGCCGCACCCCCUACACCGGAUCAUGUCCACCCUGCAAGCAUUCGACUGGUCCUCAGGUUUCUGUCCCCGAGAAAACUUUGAGGCACUCCCCGGAGACACUCGACUCACAUGCGUGACUCAGUUGUUUCGAUGGCUAACUGACACCUUGUGCUGUGACCGUGGCACCCAGUCAUGGAUGGACACAUACCCAGAUUGUCGCUUAUCUUUGUUCUAUUGGCAGUAGUAGGAUUUAUACUGCUCAUUAGCAGCAUCACAUCUCUGGAGGAUUUUAAUGAUCAACUAACAUCCACCUUCUACAAAAUACAGAGCAGUAUCCACUCAGCCUUUGAGCCUCCCGAUAAUGUGUUGCUGGCGGAGGUAAAUUACACGUACUGUGCACAAUUUGUCCAAAAGCCCACUGCAGAAGAGGCCAUAGAAGAGAGACAUUUGCUUGAUUCCAUUGCAUGGCCAGAUCCACCAGUGAAAGACCUCCCUGUGGAGUUCAGCAGUAACCCUGCCAAGAGCUACUAUGUGAUUCAAGGUGAACCAGAGCAACACAUAGGUGGUCAGCUUGUGGUUAAUGUCCAUGUGCACAACUUCUUGGGCCUACCUAAGAGGCAUGGAGGAGAUUUCCUGACAGCCAGGCUGCAUUCACCCAAGCUAGGUGCUGGGGUUGUAGGGAAGGUGCAUGACCACAAUGAUGGGAACUAUACAGUGCUGUUCCCACUGCUGUGGGCUGGUGAAGUGCAAGUAGAAAUUACUAUGGUGCAUCCUAGUGAGGCAGUGGCAGUGCUCAAGAGAUUACGAAAGGAGCAAACUCGCACAGUGAUUUUUAAAAGCCAGUUCCGCUCUGGUGACCUAUCAGAGACCACUGAGUGUGACAUGUGUCUUCCUCACAACCAGAAACCUCUCUGUAAUUACACUGAUCUUGAAACUGGAGAGCCCUGGUACUGCUACAGACCAAAAAAGCUAGGCUGUGACACACGAAUAAAUCAUUACAAAGAGGGUUAUAGGAAGACCCUCUUAAACAAGAAUGAAGCACGGUUUUUCAAGAGGGGAGUAAAUAUAAAAGUGCCUAUACCCGCAGCAAAGAUGGACCGUGUGACUGUAUUACCUGCAGAAAAUGAUCAAACCAAAGUAGAAAGUACUAACAAUGCUGCUGGCUACUACUUUCAAGAUACCUGGAGGUCUCUGAGUGGUUCAGCCAUCCAGCAUUUUACUAGCUCAUCAGCCAUAACAAGUUGUCUUAAAGGGAAGAUUGUGUACAUGCAUGGAGAUUCAACAAUACGCCAGUGGUUUGAGUACCUUGCUGAUUUUGUUCCUAACCUGAAACCAUUGAAUCUUUACAGCCUUAUUAAGGUAGGACCAUUCAUGCUUGUGGAUGACACUAACAAUAUUCUAGUGAAGUUUCGCUGCCAUGGGACGCCCAUCCGCUCCCCCCCAGUGUACACCUCUGAACUGCACUAUGUAGCAAAUGAGAUAGACAGGAUAGAGGGUGGGCCAAACACUGUGUUUAUUAUAAGUGUGUGGGCUCACUUCGGCACUUACCCAAUUGAAGCAUAUAUACGGCGACUACGGCAAAUACGGAAGGCUGUGGUGCGGCUGCUAAACCGUGAGCCAGAUACGUUGGUGGUGAUCCGCACUCCCAACAUGCAGAAGUUUGAUCCAGCAUAUAGCCUGUUCUAUAGCAACUGGUUCUGUCUGCAGAUUGAUACUGUGCUGCGUGGAAUGUUCAAAGGACUCAAUGUGAAGUUUCUGGAUGCCUGGGAAAUGACGCUGGCCCAUUACCUACCACAUGACCUACACCCACCCCAACUCAUUAUUAAAAACAUGGUUGAUGUCAUCCUCUCCUAUAUCUGUCCAGCUGGGAAAACAUAAAAUGGUGUACAAAACCUUUGUAUUUAUUAACGUUAGUAAUAUAGCUGUGGGAAAUUCUGUAAUAAUGGUUCUGCAAAUAACUUUCAAAAGUUGAUAAAACAUGGUAAUGUAAUUUAUUAAAGUCAAACAUUUGAAAGCUGAUCCUACAUUUAAUAUGAGCAUUCUGUAAGCAAAAUGAGAGAGGAGUGUAAUUGUGAAACGUUUUGAAAUGUUGAAAUGUUUUGCAAGAAUGAAUUUACAGAAGACAGGAUUAUCAAAUAUAAGUAUUUAAAUAAAUGAUUUUUAGGAUCAUUUCCCUAAAUUCUGUCCAGUCAGUUUGUGCUCACACAUACUCUUACAUUUUAUCCAGGUUUUCUCCCAUGAUGGCCAAAUUUAUACUCUCUGCAAAUCUGUAAAAGUUACACACAGCACAAGUAAUAAAGCAAAUGGUAGUUAAGCAUCAUUUUAAGUUUUACAGUUUAUUUUCAGAGUAAUGCAAUCAGGAUAUGAAUUUACUCAGCUUCACAUUGGUAAAAAUACAAUCUCAAUAUCAGGGGUAUUUUUUGUUUUGUUUGUUUAGCCUUUUUUUUUUACUGUAUACUUGUAGGGAAAAUAAUCUCACUUAUCCAGUUUAGCCCAAAGGUGAAUUCUUCCUUUCUGUCACAUUUAGUCUCAUGGAGAUUUAUUUUGAUGCAUCUCACUAGUUCUCGGCUGGAUUUUUAACUAUUCUGCUCACGCUGUGUUUGGAUUACCCUGUUCGGAUUUGUUGCC